CCCCCGUACCCCUUUUCCCCCGUCCUCCCAUUCACUUGUCCCCUUCCCUUCCGUUCUCGCUCCAACAACUGCGAGAGCCAGGGAGAGGACACGUGGCCUGUCGAGAUGGAAAGACCCCAAAUCUCUCUUCCAUUGGCGCUGCUAGCUGUCCUCCUCCUCGCCUCCACCACCACCACGGCCGAGUCUCGCCUCCUCCACCGCAUCCAACACCGCGGCCGCUUCCCCGUCCCCGCCGUAUCCAGCGUCUGCAGGCGCGCGGAAUUUCCCCGGCUCUGCCAGUCCUUCGUCCCGGAUGUGCGCACCGUGACCGCCGAAUCCAUGAUCGAGGCCACGGUCUGGGCGGCUGUGUCCGGCGCUAAGGCUGCCAAGGCUCUGGCCGAUGCGCUCAUGGAUUCGCCGACCACCGGCAGCGAGGUGAAGGGCGGCAUCGACGUGUGCCGGCAGAACUUUGAUAUGCUGGUCCUUGAUCUCCAGAAGGGGUUGGAGAACAUCAAGGGGGCCGGAAGCCACGACGAGCUCAUGAGCAACCUCUCGGCGGCGCUCUCCGACAUCGACUCGUGCGACGAGAGCUUUAACGAGGCCCCUGGGUUGAAGUCGCCGGUCUCUCAUCUCACUUCCAAUCUCAGGAAGCUGGCAUUGAACAGCCUUUCCUUGGCUGAUCACUUGAACUGAUUAUUAUAAAUAUAAUUAGUGAGGAGAAGAUGGGAGGAGGAGGAAGAGGAAGAGGAGGAAGAGGAAGAAGAAGAAGGUGGUGCCGAAAACUUUGAAAUAAAUCGAUGUAAAGGCCUCAGGAAUUUUGAGCUUGGAUUCCUUUUGGUAUUGUUUAUGGUAACCACCGAUAGAUACACUUCUCUUCCUAACGGCUUUUCUACAUGAGAAUAAUUGUUUCUAUUUUCUAAUGGCUGGCUUGUUCGCUAGAUGUAUUGGCUCUCUCUCUUGGUCCUCUACAUAUUAAUGUCUGAUGUGUCUAAGCCUAAAUUGAUUCUUUCUUGCGAGUGGUCUGAAGAGCUGCUGUUUUGGUAAUAUGAGAGGCCUCGAGCGUUGCUGAAUCUAGGCUAUACUAUACUGAAAGUGGACGGACGACUCCUUAUUUU
Molecule: messenger RNA, 1094 nt
Organism: Elaeis guineensis (African oil palm)
Lineage: Eukaryota; Viridiplantae; Streptophyta; Magnoliopsida; Arecales; Arecaceae
Biological process (GO): negative regulation of catalytic activity
Molecular function (GO): enzyme inhibitor activity
Source: RefSeq, a predicted model, not a curated record